ACGAAAAAAUAUUUUCGAACGAAAUUUUUUCGCUGUGGAAAAUUGACAGUGGAGAUUUGUGACAGUGACAGUGGAGAUUUUCAAUUUUAAAGAAAAUAGCAGUGUUCCACAAAAUACAAAAAAUGUUUAUCGAUUCAGACUCUGAUUCUGAUUUGGAAGAUGCUAUUUUGUUAUAUAGUGCAGUGCUUGCCGAAUCUAUCAAAAAACAAAAAAAGAAAAGGCAAAAUAAAAGCAUUUAUUUGAAGAAGCGACAAAAAAGUGGCAGGUUUGCAAGAGAUUUUCAGGAUUUAAUUAAAGAUCCAAUAAGAUUCUGUGAAAAUUUUCACAUGGACGUGAUAACUUUUCAGCGGAUCCUAUCGAUGGUGACACCUUAUUUGAAGCCCAAGAAAAUGACUCGGCCAACAGAUGGAAUAUCUCCGAAUCAAAAGUUGGCGGCAGUGUUAGAGUACUUCGCUUGCGGAAGUCUGCAAAGGCACAUCGCUUCUGUGCAUAGGAUAAGUAAGCAACAUUUUGGUAAAAUAAUUGAUGAGGUUUCGAUUGCCCUCAUAUCAGCAUUAAAUGAAUACAUUCCACCAUAUGAUGCCAACGUCAUGAUUAAUGCUGCAAAUGACUUCAACUACCAAUGGAAUUUUCCAAAUUGUGUUGGAUCAAUUGAUGGAAAACAUAUUGCCAUUAAAUGUCCUCCCAAAGCUGGUAGUAUGUUUUUCAAUUACAAGGGUUACCAUAGUAUUGUUCUUUUGGCUGUCGCCGAUGCCAAAUAUAAAUUUUCGUACAUUGAUGUCUGAGCUUAUGGAAGCGAAGGAGACGCAGGUGUUUUUUCGAGCAGUAAAUUGGGAAAAGCAAUGGCAAACGAAUCACUUCCAUUUCCACCAGACGCUAAAAUACAUGAUAAACGAUUGCCGUUCUUUUUCGUCGGAGAUGAUGCAUUCCCACUUGGAAAGCGGUUAAUAAAACCAUACGUUCCGAAACGCAAUCAAAUGUUAGAACCAGAUAAAACAAUUUUUAAUUAUCGGGUAA
Molecule: messenger RNA, 1017 nt
Organism: Hermetia illucens (black soldier fly)
Lineage: Eukaryota; Metazoa; Arthropoda; Insecta; Diptera; Stratiomyidae
Product: putative nuclease HARBI1
Exons: 4
Coding region: 123-785 (220 amino acids)
Source: RefSeq, a predicted model, not a curated record